Penicillium canariense is the source of this 426-nucleotide messenger RNA. RefSeq lists its product as uncharacterized. NCBI's taxonomy places the organism in Eukaryota, Fungi, Ascomycota, Eurotiomycetes, Eurotiales, Aspergillaceae. The transcript has 2 exons. The coding region runs from base 1 to 426 and encodes 141 amino acids. The record is from RefSeq and is a predicted model, not a curated record.
AUGAUGGCUAUUUCAGGACGGGGGACUACGCGCGGCGCGUUGGCACCCAUCAUUCAACUGCAGGGUCUUCAGAUUCCAAUAUUGGAGGUUGAGGCAGUCAUUAUGGGGAUGCCAUACGUCGCAGAAGCCAUUAUUGUAUCUGUGGACGAUGCAGAUGCCGCUAAAAAUGCUGCCGCUCUGGUUCGCUUUGAAAUUUACCCACCCUUUGAGACAGAGUCGAUUUCGACUCUGCAUCGCAUGAGGGCAGACAUCAUGUCCAAGGGGAUGGAGGCUUAUAAGCUACCAAACAUGCUACAUAUCCUUCAAGAUGAUGAGGACGUCCCCGGACCGCUUCGGGUAAGAUCAUCAGGAGAAAAGCCGCUGCUCUCUACGUUCCUCUCAUGGGCAAUUCAACGUUUCCUAAGCAAGUGGAGGUUUGUCGCAUGA